Fopius arisanus is the source of this 3077-nucleotide messenger RNA. RefSeq lists its product as uncharacterized. NCBI's taxonomy places the organism in Eukaryota, Metazoa, Arthropoda, Insecta, Hymenoptera, Braconidae. The transcript is spliced from 10 exons. The record is from RefSeq and is a predicted model, not a curated record. Bases 318 to 2663 code for a protein of 781 amino acids.
UCAUUCCAAAUGAUGGAUGGGAUGGAAAAAAAGAGAAUAAUUUCAAGUUUUUCCCGCCACUGAAUAACCGGGAAACCUUCGUGUGCAUGAAAAGCCGACGUGCCAAAGUAUAUGCUGAAUCUUCAGAAUUAUUUAGAAAGAUUCAGAAAUCCGGAGGUGGUUGUGUGUUACGCAUCGUUCAACGGUUUAUCGCAGUGUCACUUAAACCUUGUGUUGAAUUUACUUGUCUAUUUUAAUUUUCCACUUAACAAUUGCUAUUGCAUAAAAAUUCUGUGACCACCCGUACUUGUUGGGUUUAUUUACGAGAUACACAAACCAUGAGGAGAGCAUCGUUUGAUAAACAAUUGAGCACAAAGCGAAGUAACGAAAAUUCGAGCUACCAGUACCGAGUAUCCGACAACUUGAAAAAUGUUGAAAUAAAACGACUGAAUUAUCAGAAUUUGGAUCGAAUCAGUCAAUUACAGAGGAGUACCUCUGCUGACAAUGUUGUCAUAAGAACGCGGGGAUUUAAACCAUCAGAUAGACACGAUCCUUCCAAGAGACUAUUUCUCGAACAAUUGUCUACGAAAAUCCUACACUUCGACAUGGAAAGCGGCGACAAGGUACCGACACCCAUCAGCUUGGAAAAAUUACUUACACCUGCUAUGGACUGCUCCGAAAUACUUCAAACGAAAAAAAAAAUGUACGCAUCGUCAUGUUUCUACGCGCCAACCCAUCCAACAGUGGAGGAUCAAGUUGAGCUCGCACGACGGAUUUCCUAUUCGUUGAGUGACGCUAAAAAUAUGAAGAGCAAAGGCCAAUCCAUGUACGUGAAUAGAAAGAAGAGAUCGGUUAAAUGGAUUCACGAUGGAAAUGGAGCUGAAGCCGACGAAGAGCCUCAACAACCGAUGCACAAGGAUAAAGUCCCCCUGAAAUGCAUGAUGAAUCCAAACGGCAAAGUCCUGGACAUUCAUUGCAUCCAAGCACUAGGUGAGGAGCCAAACAUCGGUACCAGUCCCAUAAACGCAGACAAAUUAUUUGACAUCGUUCGUGAUUUGAAUAAUCAGAAGGGACGAGGAGCCGAAAUAUUCGCCAAACGGAGGAAAAGAUCGGAGAAAUGGGUUGUUGACAAGGACCAGCCCUCGACUCCAACCCAGAAUUACUCAAAAGCACCUACAUACCCAAGCAAAGUGGAUUACGGUGCAAACGAAAACUCCAAGUUCUCCAAUAUCACCCCGUUAUCGCCAAACCCCCCACCCCAGAGUGAUUCGAAGCCGUUUUUCAACCCAUUCACGAUGGAUUUAUCAUUGAACAAUGGAACCCCUCCAUCAGGCAUCAACCUAAGAUACGAGGAGCCCCACAAAUGCAAACCUGAGAUUAAAAAAAUUUACUUGCGAGAAGUGGCAGUGGGUACCGAGCAAGACUACCCCAUGACCGGUCCCAACCAUCGUCACCAAAAUGGUGCGAUGUCAGUGGAAAAAUCUCGAAGAAUGUCCUUCGAGCCCGAGCGAUACGAAUCGCCCCAGCAAGUCAAGUCCCAUCGCAAACAAAAUAUGCAAAAUCCCCAGAAUUACCCGAAACACCCCCAAAAUUACUCCCAUUACUUGAAAUCACAGCCAAUCCGCGAUAAUCAAUACGCGAGUCAUCAAAACGGUUAUCAAAAUGGUCAUCAAAGGGCUCCACCGAUAUUCCCUGAGGAAGACGAGACCGAUUACACCCCAGUCCCUGUAAAACAACUGAUUCAGGAAUUUGAGAAGACCUGCAGACCGAUUCUACAGUACAAACAGUUGAGCCCAAAAGUCGCUCCAGUGAUGCAUCAACCUCCACUGGAGGACAUAUCCCGAUUUUUCGAUGGGCCUCGAGCUCAAAACAAGUACGAGGAUCCGCGAGACGGUGGAAAAUACGCGAAUAAUAACGGCCGAGCUCAUCCGACCGCGAAUGGUAAAGUUCCGAAUUCUCACGGCAAUAAGAUGAAUGGAAACUCUCGCGAAUCUAAUCACAACGAAUACGCGAGGGGAUAUCAAGGUGCAAUGGUCCCGAGAUAUGAGUACGACUCGACCGACGACGAGAUCGACGACUCCUUCGGUGAUUCCAGUUCAUCCGAAAAUUGUGAGGACUACUAUGGACCGAGUCCUGGAUUUUCCAGUGGCAAUCGAGUAUCCGCAAUGAGUGAUUACGAUUAUCGCCGCCAAAUGUUCGACUGCGCAACUGAACAAUUGUUCGAUUCCCCUGUGUUCUCGACAAUUGAUGAAAAAUUUGUGGACACCGAGGCACCACUCGGGGCUGAAGCCAAAGCCCUCAAUUUCGCAAUGAUAGCCUCCCAGGAGGACAUUAUGGAGCAGAUAAAACAGCUGAGAAGAACUCCUGUUGUGGAGAAUCUUGUUCCGGGGCCAUCCCCUGAUCGCAGUAAAUUGGGAGAUUUUAUCCCAGAGCUAGGCAAGUCUUUGCUUUCGCUGCAUAUUUUCUAUGGCAUUUUCCAGUUAUCAUUUUUUGUAAUCAUAAGUAGAUCUUCCUGGAAAUCAACGAAAAUGCUGGAGAGCACCUACAACGGCCCGAAGAUCUCCAGCUAUCAGGCCCUAACGAAUUACAACACUGCACCCCGGGGCUGGGACCAAUCCCAAGCUGUUUAUCGUCCAAUUACCUUCCGCAAACCUCAGGAACCUAUUGCCUACUCAGACUUCUGAUCAGGAUUCAUCUCAUCCAUUUGUCGAUAAAAAAAUCCCCCGCUAUCCAAAAGCUUCGGUAUGUUCUCCUCAUUGAUGAAAUUGAUUAAAUCAUUUAAUCAACAAUAUCCUCGUAUUUUGAUUCCCUAUAUCGCAUGUUUAUUGACAUUGGCUAUCCUCAUUCCUACCCGUGAAGAAAUUUAGGGCUAAUUAUAGAGGAAUAUCGAGAGAAACGUCGACUAAUCAAAUUGGCUUUUGCAGAAAAUUAAACAGCCAAUUUUUCAGCAACUUGUAAAAAUUUCUCAAUCUCAUUUGGAAACCGGAAAUAUGUUGUCCUUCAGCUUGAUAUACCCCCAAUUGAAAUGCUUUGGAAGAAGUUGGAAUUUUCUCUCUUCUGUCUGUAUUAUUAUGUAUCAAUAAAUGUUGUUUUCGUAA